Bipolaris oryzae ATCC 44560 is the source of this 1896-nucleotide messenger RNA. RefSeq lists its product as uncharacterized. The coding region runs from base 1 to 1896 and encodes 631 amino acids. Gene Ontology annotation, cellular component: cytosol. The record is from RefSeq and is a predicted model, not a curated record. Gene Ontology annotation, biological process: proteolysis. The transcript is spliced from 2 exons. Lineage: Eukaryota; Fungi; Ascomycota; Dothideomycetes; Pleosporales; Pleosporaceae. Gene Ontology annotation, molecular function: zinc ion binding; epoxide hydrolase activity; metallopeptidase activity.
AUGGCAACAGAAUCCAGCUCGGACCCGCGUGGUGAAAUUCGCACACCACGGGACCCAAACACCUUGUCCAAUUAUCACAAUUUUGUGACCAGACAUACGAGCGUGGAUUUUGACAUUGAUUUUGAGCGCAAGAGGCUGUUCGGUAGUGUAGUGCUUACGUUGGAGUGUUUGACGGAUGAGGAUGUGAAAGAGGUUGUACUAGAUGCGAGCUACCUGGAUAUCUCCGUCGUAGAGGUUGAAGGCAAGAGCGUCAAAUUCAACGUUGGCGACCGUGUAGAGCCAUAUGGUAGCCCACUCUCCAUCACUCUCCCGUCUAAGGUGCCAAAGGGCAAGACGGUUGAUAUUGAGAUCAAGGUUGCCACUACCGACAAAUGCACGGCACUGCAGUGGAUGACGCCCGCUCAAACAUCAAACAAGAAGCACCCGUACAUGUUCUCGCAAUGCCAGGCAAUUCACGCACGAUCAGUGUUUCCUUGCCAGGAUACUCCGGACGUCAAAUCGACCUUUAGCUUUGCACUUCGUUCACCACUGCCAGUCCUUGCUUCGGGUCUGCCAACGGGCGCGACCGACUAUCAGCCACCCAAGAAGGAUGGCGAGAGUGGCACUAUGAAGUAUACAUUUGAGCAGAAGGUUCCAAUGACUGUCUAUCUUUUUGCUGUUGCAAGUGGUGAUUUGGCAUCCGCCAGCAUCGGCCCGCGUAGCACUGUCUGGACUGGGCCUGAGGAGCUUCUCAAGUGCAAGGAUGAGCUUGACGGAGAAAUUGAGCCUUUCAUGAAGGCUCUCGAGUCCAUUGUUUCGCCUGCUUAUCAGUGGGGACAAUACAACGUACUCAUUUUGCCCCCGUCCUUCCCAUAUGGAGGUAUGGAAAACCCCGUCUGGACCUACGCCACACCUUCCAUCAUCUCGGGAGACAAACAGAAUGUUGAUGUCAUUGCCCAUGAGCUGUCGCAUUCUUGGUCCGGCAAUCUCGUUAGCGCAGCCAGCUGGGAGCACUUUUGGUUGAACGAAGGUUGGACUACGUACUUGGAACGCAGAAUCGCUGCUGCCCUUCACGGAGAAGCACACCGCCAUUUCUCUGCUAUCAUUGGCUGGAAAGCGCUUGAGCAAAGCAUUGAGAAUUAUGGCAAAGAUCAUCCCUACACCAAACUGGUCUUGGACCUCAAGGGCCAGGAUCCAGAUGAUGCAUUCUCCUCUAUUCCAUACGAAAAGGGGUUCCAUGCCCUGUACCAGUUUGAGCUGCUGCUCGGAAAGGACAAGUGGGAUUCGUUUAUCCCUCACUACUUUGACACAUUCAAGUUCAAGAGCGUAGACAGCUAUGACUUCAAGAGCUGCCUGAUAAACUUCUUCGAGAAGGAUGCUGAGUCCAAGGCAAAGUUGGAUAGCUUUGACUGGGACAAGCUGUUCUACGCGCCUGGCUACCCGGUCAAGCCAGACUUUGAUCAGACUAUGGUUAAGAGCUGCUACGAAUUGGCGGACAAGUGGGAGGCACUGGUCUCAUCUUCGAGCGACUUUAAGCCCCAGGCGUCAGAUAUCGAAGGUUGGGUAUCCAACCAAUCCGUCGUGUUCCUCGAGCGUCUCCAGUCCUUCGCAAGCAAAUUCUCCGCCGAGAACGUCCACUUGCUCGGUGCAACUUAUGGCUACAAGACAACUCAGAACAUCGAAGUGUCAUCACGAUAUUUGAGCAUUGGUCUCAUGGCCAAGGCAGAGGAAUCGUAUCAGCCAUCUGCUGAGCUGUUGGGUCAAAUUGGUCGCAUGAAGUUUGUGAGGCCCAUGUUCAGGCUGCUGAAUGAGGCCAAUCGCGAUCUAGCGGUCAAGACGUUCGAGGAGAACAAGGACUUUUACCAUCCAAUUUGUAGACAGAUGGUUGAGAAGGACUUGUUUGGCAAGGAGAAGUAA